Molecule: messenger RNA, 756 nt
Organism: Auanema sp. JU1783
Lineage: Eukaryota; Metazoa; Nematoda; Chromadorea; Rhabditida; Rhabditidae
Source: the annotation of a GenBank genome assembly
AUGAUGUUUUCGUUAAUUAUCAUUGGCUCAAUAAUCAGUCUCGUCCACUUAACAGCUGCCAAUUACACCUCGUUUGUGGAUGUGGAUACCAAUCAAAUCGGAUUAACAAAUGAUAAAGGAAGAAUAUGCAUAGCGUUGGCGUUUAAAGUUGGAGUUUUCAAUCUUAACAUCAAGGAAUCAAACAACUUCAUUCCGUUUGAUUUACUAUCGGAUGAAACAAUUAUUGGCGGGCGUUGCUCAAAAGACUUCAAAACAGAUCCAAUUUUGACAGCUAUAAUUGUGCACGAGAGUAGAAAAAGAAAAUUGAAAUUCUACUUUGGAACUAAAAAUGUAUAUGUGAAACAAAUUGAAGAGCUACGAUGGCAAUUACGCAAAGUUGUAUAUACAGAAUCUUAUGAAGAUAGAUCAGCUUCAUUUGAGUCCGAUAACUCAUCAGUAAUCAUAAGCUCUCCAUUGAACCAAAAGUAUAUUUGUAAGGACCAAGUCAAUAUAACUCUUCAUAGCGAAGGAUUUGAAGAUGUUAUCGUGUCCAUGAGUCCUGAUAUAGACUUUCAACCAUAUGGUCCCAAGAGCAAUGCUUAUCUGUGUGAAAGAACACGCAAACGAACUCUAAGAGAAUCAUUUGAGAACAAAGCCACAGUGUUCUCCGGAGUUGUUCUUGGAUUAGCUUCUGUUGGCUCGAUAGUCGGUCAUUCCAUACGUCGUCAUUUACAUCCUGUUCGAAAAGAAAUAUACCAAAACUUAGCAGGAAAUUAG